Molecule: messenger RNA, 3885 nt
Organism: Scomber japonicus (chub mackerel)
Lineage: Eukaryota; Metazoa; Chordata; Actinopteri; Scombriformes; Scombridae
Gene: inppl1b
Product: inositol polyphosphate phosphatase-like 1b
Exons: 28
Coding region: 39-3698 (1219 amino acids)
Biological process (GO): phosphatidylinositol dephosphorylation
Molecular function (GO): phosphatase activity; protein binding
Source: RefSeq, a predicted model, not a curated record
CCAGGAAGUGCCAGCUGAUAUAAACAAGAUUGAUUGCCAUGGCUACGGCGGCAUGGUAUCAUCGUGACAUCAGCCGUGUGCAUGCAGAGGACUUGCUGGCACGGGCAGGGAGGGAUGGCAGCUACCUAGUGAGAGACAGUGAAUCUGUGCCAGGAGCCUAUGCCUUGUGCCUACUGUUCCAACGUCAUGUUCACACCUAUCGUAUUCUUCCUGAUGCAGACGGCCUCCUAGCAGUCCAGACAACACAGGGAGUACAGGUGAACUGUUUCCGGACACUGGAGGACCUGGUUUUGGGGUACCAGCAUCCCCACAAAGGCCUGGUCACUCCUCUGCUCUACCCUGUUCCCCGUGAUACCGACACCGGGGAUGAGAGCUCAGAUGAUGAGAAGCCGCCUCCAGGUCUAGCUUCUGUCAACAUGGUGCCUGUCACAGCACCACCAACCAAACCAGCCCCUCAUGCCCCAUUCCUGGAUAUGUUACAGGAACUGAACACAUCCGGUACUGCAGGUGAGGUGAUUGGUCUGCUCAACGACUACCUCUUCAGCGAGCUGCCUCUCGACAUUGAGAAUGUGCAUAAAGGAGCAACGACUCUCUGCCACCUCAAGCGCACUCUGGGUACUGCCUGCCAAGGCCUAAACAGUGAGAUUGACAUGACUCUCUCAAGUCUGGAAACCCUGGCCAAGGUCUUUGACCAUCCUAGCUGCUCUUUAUCACACACAAAGACACAGGGUCCGGAGAUGGAGAUAGACACCUUGUUGUGUAAGAUUUCAGCAUUGGUCAGCCUCCUAUCAUCACUCGAGAAAAGGGUAUUAAAAGCGCUACAAGAUGCAGUGACCAAUCACAAUCUGGCAGUGCAGCCUAACCCACCUCCUCCUGAACCAGCGCCCACCAAUGCAACUUCUGUCAAGAACCAUGCCCGGCAUCUGCCAGUUCACUCCUUUCAGGUGAAGAUGGUACGCUACGGCAGACAGACUGUUUCAGUGGAUGUGGAUGUAGGAGUGGUGCUCUUUGAUAGGAAGGCUGCCUCUUUCGGCGUAGAGAGGGUCUCACAUGACAGAAUCCUUCAGAUUGUCAAGUUUCAGAGUAGUCCAGCUAAGGUCCGCAUGGUGGUCGACAGCCACCACAGCACACCACGGGAGAUGACGUUUGAGAGUGCACGGAAACGUGAUGCCUUCUGCCAUCUCCUCCAGUUGAUGAAAACCAGGCACUCUCAGCUGAGUGAACCUGACCUCAUCUCUGUUUUCGUUGGCACCUGGAAUAUGGGCAGUUCACCUCCUCCUCGCAGCCUGCAGUCAUGGGUAACCUGUUGUGGUUUGGGACACACUCCUGAUGAGUCCAUCGCCUUGCUGCCCCAUGACAUCUAUGCCUUGGGUACUCAAGAAAACCCUCAAGGGGAGAAAGAGUGGACUGAACAUAUCAAAGCAACCCUUCGCAGCUAUACUCACAUUGACUUCAAACAAGUGGCAGUGCAGUCCCUCUGGAAUAUGAGGCUGGCUGUGUUUGUGAAGCUGGAGCACGAGAGUCGCAUCAGCCAUGUGAACACUGCCAGUGUGAAGACUGGUUUGGGCAACACUUUGGGAAACAAGGGAGCAGUUGGCAUCUCCUUUCUCUUUAACGGAACCUCUUUUGGGUUUGUUAACUGCCACCUGACCUCUGGAAGUGAGAAAGUGCUUAGGAGGAACCAGAACUUUAUUGACAUCCUCAGACUGCUUUCUCUGGGCGACAAACAGCUUGGCGCCUUUGACAUCAGCCUGCGCUUCACUCACCUCUUCUGGUGUGGAGACCUCAACUACAGGCUGGACUUGGACGUACAGGACAUUCUCAAACACGUAUCUAAGAGGGAGUUCGAGGAGCUCAUGUGUGCAGACCAGCUAACCCGAGAGAGACACAAGAGGAAGGCCUUUCUCCAUUUUAAGGAAGAGAAAAUUACAUUUCCACCCACCUACCGGUAUGAACGGGGCUCCAGAGACUGCUAUCUAUGGCAAAAGUACAAGACUUCAGGGGUGCGAGUCAAUGUUCCAUCGUGGUGUGAUAGGAUUUUGUGGAAGUCCUACCCAGACACACACAUUAUUUGCACGGCAUACGGUUGCACAGAUGACAUCUUCACAAGUGAUCACUCACCUGUUUUUGCCACUUUUCAAGUGGGAGUGACAUCACAGUUCAGCACAAAAACAGAUCCAAAUUCAGGCAUUGAGAGGGCCUGGAUAGAGCUUGAAGGCAUUGAGGCCAUUGUGAAGACAGCCAGCAAAGCAAAGUUCUUCAUUGAGUUUUAUUCGUCUUGCCUAGAAGAGACACGCCGCUCGAGUGAGAAUGACUCACAGAGCUGUGAUGUUCCCGGGUUUCUCAAACAAGCCUGGUCCUUCAAACAACUGCCAAAGCUUCUUCCAAUCAAGUCUGACAUGGAGUAUCUCCAGGAUCAGCACCUGCUGCUGUCUGUCAAGUCAUGUGAUGGAUUUGAGUCAUACGGUGAAUGCUGUGUGGCUCUCCGCUCACUUAAUGGUGCAUCGGAGCAAUUUGAGACAUUUCUGAGUCAUCGGGGUGAGGAAAUGGGCUCCAUAAGAGGACGGGUCCGCAUCCAUGUGCCCAAAGAUCGACGAGGAACUCGGGAGAAAAUCUAUGAGUGGUUCUGUUUUGAGAAAGACGAUAAAGCUCCCGUAAGAGGACACAUGUCUCCUGUAUCUACACGGGUCCCGAUGAACAGGUCUUCAGCAGCUCCUCCCAAACUAACCCCAAGCAGCUACACCAAUCCUGCCUACUUCAUUUUCGAAGGUGUGUCAGUGGCACGCAAAGUGGAGGAGGCUCUCCCCCAGCGAAGGGACUCUCAGGUGAUCUGGUCUGGAAAUGAGGCUUUGCAGCUCCCAAAACUCUCAGGACGACAUGGCUUUGACAGGAGACCUAGCCGCAGAUCAGACUUUACAGAAAUUGAAAUUCCAGCCAUCCUGCCCCAGUGUACUCCAACCAAUGAACUUCAUUCAUCCCAAACCAACUCUUAUCAGCUUUUCCCAGCCAAAAACCCAUCUCCCAUACCUCCACCUUCAAGUAACGCCAUCACACAGUACCAGGAACAGACUACACAACCUAGAGACAAAUACCAUGGUAAAAAUAUUGUCCAGGACUCCAUACUGCCAGAGAAGAACCUGAGGAACUUGUACAUGAAUCACUCAGCAAUCAUCAGGGAAAAGAACAGAAGGGACCAGCUUCCUCCAGAAAGGUCGAAUCCUACCCGGACUGCCAAAACGCCAUCAGUUUUCCCCUACACGCCCACUCCCAUAGCACAAUGCCAGGCCUCUGUUCCCUGGAUAGUGGGUCAGCAAUCCCCUGGGCCUACAGGAGACAACUCCCUCACUGCUUUGCAAAUUGCCAAGUCCCUCAGUGAGGUCGACUUCUUCCCCACAGAGCAGAGAAGUCAACCCAUACCCAACCAGAGGUCAAACUAUAGGAAUGGCCCCACCAUGCAUGGAGAGAGGAGCUAUGGCUGGGAGAAAGAGGUGUCUGUCCUGCAAGGUGCACCAGAGACCGUCCGGGAGCUUCUCAGUACACUAGGUCUGCAGAAAUACACCUUAGGACUCAGCCUCAAUGGUUGGGAUGAUCUGGAUUACUUCAGUGGCAUCACAGAGGAGGAUCUACGCGCUGCAGGAGUGACAAACCCUUCACACCGACGCAGGAUCCUCGAGAACCUGCCCAGGAACUGGAACUGACGUACAUGGAUGAAAAGAGUGGAUAUUAGGAGGCCUCACUGUCACCUGAACUAGAACUGGAAGAACUAUAAUCAGAUCACAUCAGCUUUAUUUUUGCCAAAGGCCUAACAUCCUUUCAUUUACUCGAUCAAUACUGUAACAAUAGUGUGUCUGUGUCAACACAGCAAAGGGAAUGUAAUGCAGGAAG